This is a messenger RNA of Oldenlandia corymbosa var. corymbosa, 1278 nucleotides long. The record is from the annotation of a GenBank genome assembly. NCBI's taxonomy places the organism in Eukaryota, Viridiplantae, Streptophyta, Magnoliopsida, Gentianales, Rubiaceae.
AUGAAGGCUACUUUCACUUCCAGCACUCCAUUUCCUCCCAUCCCACCAUGUGAUACCAUUUCCCGACGACUGAAUUUCCUCAUCUUCCCAUCUCUUCUCCUUCUUCUCAGCACCGCCAUUUUAUGCUACAAUUCAUUCUCACCAUGGCGGCAAGACAUCAAUAUGGUUUAUCCCAAUUCAAAGCCUUCUCAGACCGAAAACUCUACUGGGUUGGGAAAUCAAUGCGAUUUGUUCUCUGGGGACUGGGUUCCUCAUCCAGAGGGACCUUACUAUACAAAUGAAACAAAUUGUGAAAUUGAUAUACGACAGAAUUGUAUGAAGAACGGCCGGCCGGACACCGAGUUCAUGAAUUGGAGGUGGAAGCCUGAACAGUGCGAGCUGCCCCUGUUUGAUGCAAUUCAGUUCUUGGAGCUCGUGAGAGGAAAAACCAUGGCUUUUGUCGGUGAUUCCUUGUCCAGGAACCAGUUGCAGUCUUUACUCUGCUUAUUAGCCACUGCUGUUGAUUCAAUACAAGCAUCACAUGAACCAUUUGCAAAAUCCAGAGUGUGGUUCUAUCCAGAGUAUAAUUUCACAUUAGCCUUUCACUGGUCCUUUCAUUUGGUGAAAUCAGAAGAUGCUGAUCUCAAGCUUGACCCGCCAAGUAUGAAUGUUUACUUGGAAGAGGUGGAUGAGUAUUGGCCACCCCUAAUUGAGAAUUCUGAUUUUGUGAUUAUCUCUUCUGGCCAGUGGUUCCUCAGGGCACUUAUGUACCAUGACAAAAAGGGUAGGCUGAUAGGUUGUUAUUUGUGCAAGAAUGAAAACAUUACUGACCUCGGGGUACAUUACGGAUAUCGAAUGGCUUUCAGGACUUCGUUCAGGGCUAUAAUGAACUUGAAGAAAUUCAAGGGCAUUACGUUUUUAAGAACGUUUACGCCAUCACAUUUUGAGGGUGGAAUGUGGAAUGAAGGUGGGAAGUGUUCUAGGACUAGGCCGGUGGCGAAGCACGAGAUGCAGUUAGGUGAUUACUUUGCGGAGCUACAUUCGACUCAAGUGGAGGAGCUAAGAGCUGCAGAAACAGAAGGAUGGAAACUCAGAGGAUUGAAGUUUAGGGUGCUAGAAGUUACUGAAAUGAUGAGGCUCAGACCUGAUGGUCACCCCAGCAAGUAUGGCCGUCCAGGUGGUGUCAAUGUCACAACACUUGAUUGUGCACAUUGGUGCCUUCCUGGCCCCAUUGACGCAUGGAAUGAGCUCUUACUUCAGAUGUUGAAGAUGGAAUUGAAGAUCCGUGGCUCGAGGUAA